GCGUUGUUUUGGUUCCCUCCUUGAAGCCAAGGAGUCAGCAACACCGUGACUGCAUUGUGUGUGUGUGUACAUCUAAAUAUAGUGCUGGGUGACACGCGGGUCUGGCAGGCUGAGGAUGAGACAAUACCUCCGCAGAGUGCACAAGGGGAAGGGUGAGGAAUCCUGGUGAGCUGAAAAGUCAGCCUCGGGUCUGAAUGAACGAUUCAUUCCAUCGCAUAGAAAACCAGGGGAAAGUAUGCCACAAACGGCUCCCUUUGCAGCUAUGUUUGACAGCAGUGGUUACAACAGAAACCUGUAUCAGUCAAAAGAGGACAACUGUGGAGGACUCUAUUACCAUGACAACAAUCUCCUGUCAGGGUCUCUGGAAGCCCUCAUCCAGCACUUAGUACCCAAUGUAGAUUACUAUCCUGAUAGAACAUACAUAUUCACCUUCCUGCUCAGUUCGCGGCUGUUCAUGCACCCGUAUGAACUAAUGGCCAAGGUUUGCCAUUUGUGCAUGGAGCAUCAGAGACUAAGUGAGCCCGGGUCUGACAAGAGCCGGAUACGAAAAAUUGCACCCAAAAUCCUUCAGCUGUUGACUGAGUGGACAGAGACGUUUCCGUAUGAUUUUCGAGAUGAAAGAAUGAUGAGGAACCUAAAGGACUUGGCACAACGAAUAGCCAAUGGCGAUGAGAUGUAUCGGAAGAACGUACAGCAAAUCAUCCAGAGCCUGAUCCGAAAACUUGCCUCUCUCAGCCAGUAUGAAGAAGUACUUGCAAAAAUCAAUGCAACAUCCACAGAUCGACUGACAGUCCUGAAGAUCAAACCUCAGUCCAUACAGAGGGACAUAAUCACUGUCUGCAAUGACCCUUACAUGUUAGCCCAGCAGCUGACUCACAUAGAGCUGGAGAGGCUCAAUUACAUUGGACCAGAAGAAUUUGUCCAGGCGUUCGUACAAAAGGAUCCUUUGGACAAUGACAAGAGUUGUUAUGCUGAUCAAAAGAAGACCCGUAAUCUGGAAGCCUAUGUAGAAUGGUUUAACAGACUCAGCUACUUAGUUGCUACCGAAAUCUGCAUGCCUAUGAAGAAGAAGCACAGAGCAAGAAUGAUAGAAUAUUUCAUUGACGUGGCUAGGGAGUGUUUUAACAUUGGCAACUUUAACUCCUUAAUGGCGAUUAUUUCUGGUAUGAACAUGAGUCCGGUCUCCCGUCUAAAGAAAACCUGGGCAAAAGUCAAGACGGCCAAAUUUGACAUUCUUGAGCAUCAGAUGGACCCUUCUAGCAAUUUUUACAAUUACCGAACCGCUCUGCGUGGGGCAGCUCAGAGGUCCUUGACGGCACAUAGCAACAGAGAGAAGGUAAUCGUGAUACCUUUCUUCAGUCUCCUAAUCAAAGACAUUUACUUUCUCAACGAGGGCUGUGCCAAUCGCCUUCCAAAUGGCCAUGUUAAUUUUGAAAAAUUUUGGGAGUUAGCGAAACAAGUGAGUGAGUUUAUGACAUGGAAGCAAGUGGAGUGUCCGUUUGAGAGGGAUCGGAAGAUCCUGCAGUACUUGCUGGCUGCCCCAGUCUUCAGUGACGAUGCACUUUACAUGGCUUCCUAUGAGAGCGAAGGUCCUGAGAAUCACAUUGAAAAAGACAGAUGGAAGACUCUAAGGUCAACACUUUUAGGCAGAGUUUAACAUGUGAGAUGCCUGCUGCUCCUGCCGCUACUGUGUGAUGUGGACUAGGGGAAGGGACCCGGCUUGAUUUAUUUUGUGUGUGUACUGAAUGGCAUUGAAGUGAUGGGAAUUGUGCAGCCAAUUGAGAAGACAUGUCAGCAAAGAUAAAAACAAGUUAACUCAAGAACAAACAGGCACCUUCUCAGAUCGGACAGAUCAGGUUAAAUCACAACUCACUUGGCUAUUGAUUGAGGACAGGAAUGGCAGAAUCCUUUGAAGAUCUCAAGUUCCUUGUAUGAAUCAUUUCAUAACACCUGAAUGGGAUUUUUCUCCUUGUUUUGUUGGAGCUUGCUGCUACUAGGACUUUUAAGGUUUGGUACUGGAUUAUAGGGCUUUCCAUUCCUCCAGCUGAAUCCCAAAUUUGCAUUAGAAGAACUUCCACUCCCAAUAUGCUGAAUAUAGCCAGGAGCUCAGCCUGAGUCAGCAUUGCCAAGAAGGGAUAGGACUGGAUUGAUUAAAAGCAAAAAACCUGGCUGCUGUGGGGACUUCCCCUCCCCUAUUUUAAUGAUAGUUGUUUUUUUUUUUUGUUUGUUUUUCCAUAAAGUUUUUGAGUUGGCUGCUGGUUGGCAAACUCAUUGUCAUUCUAAGUUAUAUUUUAAAAAAAGUAAUAAUAGAAUCAGUGCUGUGGUAGGAAAUUCAGGCACUAGAAAAAUACAGUAACUAUGUAGCUGGGACUAUCUUACAUCUUCUAGUAAGGUGUUUUGGUUUUUUCUUUCAACUGUUUACCACCUUUUUCUAGACAUUCUUAUAUUUUUACUGUAGCCUUUUGUUACUGUACAUUUCCAUACUUGAUGGCUACUUCCUGUAUUAAGUUGAGCAAUCUGAUUGCUUUUGUUUUCUUGAAUUCUACUUGUGAAACCACUGCACAGGCUGCAUUACAAAUAAUAUCAAAUUCUGUGUUAUUUAAGUCGUCAUUUUUACAAUUGCUUUUUUAUAUAUAUAUAUAUAUAUAUAACAACUGGAGUAUGUAAUCCAGUUUGACUGAAAUGGUAAGAUGCCAAGAAACAAAAACAAUUUCUCUUUGACUACAGCUGUGAACAAAAACAAUCUCCUUUGUGUUUGCUUCCUGGAUUAUCAUUGUUAUGACUGUGAAAUAGCUCACUUUGUUACACAUCUAAUAUGUCUGUUGUCAAUCCAAGUACUUAGUCACUGUAUUUAUCCUAGGAAAAAUCCUGGGGAAUAAAGAGAAACCGUAGAUUUAGUCUGCCCUGGAUGGGAAGUCACAUGCUAAACAAAGGGACAGGUUUGUAAAUACCAUGCCACUAUUUAAAAAAUGGAAAAAAAUAAAAUCAUGUAUUUAUGUUGCACUGCA
Mauremys reevesii (Reeves's turtle) is the source of this 3008-nucleotide messenger RNA. It is a transcript of the gene RASGEF1B, whose product is annotated as RasGEF domain family member 1B. The transcript is spliced from 14 exons. Lineage: Eukaryota; Metazoa; Chordata; Testudines; Geoemydidae. Gene Ontology annotation, molecular function: guanyl-nucleotide exchange factor activity. The record is from RefSeq and is a predicted model, not a curated record. The coding region runs from base 236 to 1657 and encodes 473 amino acids. Gene Ontology annotation, biological process: Ras protein signal transduction; positive regulation of GTPase activity. Gene Ontology annotation, cellular component: plasma membrane.